CAGCUGGUGACCAAUCGGCGCGGUGGCCAAAACCUCAUAUACAAUGGUCACAUGUACUCAGUGGAGCGAAAGUACCAUGCCAGCAUCAAUUGGGUGUGUACUAAGAACAGCAAUCUCUUGAUCCGCUGCCCCGCGCGCUGCGUGACCAACACCAACGACAACAGCAUCAAGCUAAGUCACAGAUCCCACAACCACGCCGCCAAUCUGUUCAAGGUUCACAAACCACGGCAGUUCACUCGCCAACGCCGACGGCACAGGCGAAGUGUCCCCUAGUCUUAAUUCUUAAUCUAAGUCUCGCUCAU
Messenger RNA from Drosophila pseudoobscura, 302 nucleotides. RefSeq names its product pre-mod(mdg4)-X (gene pre-mod(mdg4)-X). The record is from RefSeq and is a predicted model, not a curated record. The coding region runs from base 52 to 273 and encodes 73 amino acids. Lineage: Eukaryota; Metazoa; Arthropoda; Insecta; Diptera; Drosophilidae. The transcript has a single exon.